AUGUGCCUGCGCCGUGCCCAUCCUUCAUUUCCGCUUCGUCCCGUCCCGACCCGUCCCGGCGCUUCCCGCCACCCGUAUCUCCGAGGAAAGGUCGCCCGCGGGGCUCGCCAUCCGCCCGCCAGGAUGUCGUACAUGCUGCCGCACUUGCACAACGGGUGGCAGGUGGACCAGGCCAUCCUGUCGGAGGAGGACCGGGUCGUGGUCAUCCGCUUCGGGCACGACUGGGACCCGACGUGCAUGAAGAUGGACGAGGUCCUAUACAGCAUCGCCGAGAAGGUUAAAAACUUUGCUGUUAUUUAUCUUGUGGAUAUCACUGAAGUACCAGACUUCAACAAGAUGUACGAGUUGUACGAUCCCUGUACUGUCAUGUUUUUCUUCAGGAACAAACACAUCAUGAUUGAUUUAGGUACAGGUAAUAACAACAAGAUCAACUGGGCAAUGGAAGAUAAGCAAGAGAUGAUUGACAUUAUAGAAACUGUUUAUAGAGGAGCCCGCAAAGGUCGAGGUUUGGUGGUAUCGCCAAAAGAUUAUUCCACUAAAUACAGAUACUGACGUGUCUUUGGGCUGCCUUUUCUCUCAACUCUACAUCCACUUGAAUUUAUUAUUGCGUGUGUACAUAUAUGUAUAUUAAAAAAAACAACCUACAAAUCCUUGAACUUUGAGCAUAAUUUUAAUUAUUUAAAAGGUUUAAAAUCUGUUUGAAAAGUAGAAGACUCAAAGCCUGUGACUGUCUUGACUGCAGUAUUAUUGUAGCUGAAUUUUGGGGUUUUAUUUUUUAAAGACUUUACUCUUUGUUGUCCUUUUGGUAUUAUGUAUUUUUGUACACAGAAAGCCUGUUUGGAGAAAAACAUUUUGACUGUUUUUGUCUGCUUUUGUUACAAAAAUAUCUGGGAAAACGAUAUUCUUUUUAAAAGAAUAAAGUGAGAGUUCCACAUAUUCACUUUAA
Molecule: messenger RNA, 946 nt
Organism: Pipra filicauda (Wire-tailed manakin)
Lineage: Eukaryota; Metazoa; Chordata; Aves; Passeriformes; Pipridae
Gene: TXNL4A
Product: thioredoxin like 4A
Biological process (GO): mRNA splicing, via spliceosome
Cellular component (GO): U5 snRNP; spliceosomal complex; U4/U6 x U5 tri-snRNP complex
Source: RefSeq, a predicted model, not a curated record